Gambusia affinis (western mosquitofish) is the source of this 3011-nucleotide messenger RNA. RefSeq names its product T-cell immunoreceptor with Ig and ITIM domains-like. Gene Ontology annotation, cellular component: adherens junction. The record is from RefSeq and is a predicted model, not a curated record. The coding region runs from base 350 to 1102 and encodes 250 amino acids. The transcript is spliced from 7 exons. Gene Ontology annotation, biological process: homophilic cell-cell adhesion; heterophilic cell-cell adhesion. NCBI's taxonomy places the organism in Eukaryota, Metazoa, Chordata, Actinopteri, Cyprinodontiformes, Poeciliidae.
ACUUUAGAAACAUCAAGCGGUCAGUCAGGAAAGUUCGGCAGCGAUUUUUAAAAAUUUGCUUUUUAAUGUUAGUAUCUUAUGAAACAUUGUAAAAUCACUCCUGUAGCACUAAUGUGCUCAUGAGUAUGGUCAAAAGUAGUUAAUAAUUUUGAUCAGAUUUUAUUUAUAACUUCGGUCAACUGGGACACUCUGGGGGAAUGGAUAGGCAGAGCUGUUAUAGGAACUUUUGCUUUGUGGUCCCGUUUAGGUUUUGUUCCGCUUCCUAAAAGGUUUUACUCCUGUGCCUUCAAAUGAUUUUACAUUUCUAAAUUUGUUCCCGUCUCCGCUCCCCGGAUCGACGUUUGCUGCAAUGAGAACCUGCAACAGACUCCUUGUUGUAACUCUAAUUUUCAUCACAUCAUUUCCAGAUCUUCAGGCAGAAACACGCCAAGUGACUGGAUAUGUUGGCAAAGAGGUCAUUUUGAAAUGCCAGUUAGCCCGAGGGUCAGAAAACAUUACUCAGGUUCAGUGGCAAUUUCAGUCCACGGUUAUUCUCGUUUUCAACACCCAGUAUGGAAUGAGUAUAAAAGAUUCUCAACUAAAGGAAAGAUUGAAUCUUACAGAACAGUCACUGAAAAUUAGAGAUGUGAAAAUCACAGAUUCAGGGACUUAUACCUGCACUGUAACCACAUACCCCAGUGGAUCACUUGAAGAAAUCAUCAAACUUGAUGUUGUUACUGGUGAGCCUGCCCCAGAACAAAACCAGCAGACACAGAUGUCUGCAGGGAUACUUUGUGCGAUCAUCAUCUCUGCUGUGCUGCUUUUAGGGAUCCUGACGGCUGCAGCUUAUCUCACCUUUGUCAGAAGACAUAAGGCGGCUCGCAGACUUGAAGUCCACAUAGACACAUCAAGUCGUGUAGCGAGUGUGAACAGACCAUCUUAUAUCUACAAGGACCCAGUGAGCACAGAGGAAGUGCUGUAUGCUGCUGUGAAGCCUAAGCAAACCAGAAAUUCAGGAUCUUCACUGAAUAAAAUACCAAGAGCAAAAGUUGAGGAAGUCACAUAUGCAGAGGUCAAGGUUUAUCAUCAGAGGCCCAACUUAGAAACUGUGUUUAGUGUUUGAAUGUUGCACAUAACAAAUUUGCUGCAAAAGUUGUGGUUUUACAAAAAAAAAGCUUUUUUACUCCUCAUUUUAAUCGUCUGCAGCUCUGUGGUUGUUCUGCACACACUUUUUGCAAACGCACUAAAACUAAAUAACAUCAGCCCUUCAGCAUAUCUGUAACUUGUGAUUGUUGCCAAAAAUGCUGUCCAUUUUUUUGUUGUUGUAUUAAUUUAAAUUUACUUUUUUUUAACAAAAAAAUUAAGAAGACAACGCAAGAAACUGUUUGUGAGCUUGUGAUUCAGCUUUUUUUCAUAAUUGCAGGCUAAAUUGUGACUUGCUGAUAUAGAGUUUACCGAGAUGUUCGUGUCCCUUGAGAUGUUCAUGUUUUAUCACAUGACAAAUCAAACUUCAAAUAUUGAAUAGGGAUUUAAUAGGAUAGAGAAACACAUAGCAACACAUUUAGAAGUGGAAGGAAAAUCAUGUCACUUUUACUGGUUUAAAAACUAUAUUUAGCCCCUUUCACACUGGUAGCUGUGAAUGAAAUCCAGUGAGAGACCAGGUUAAACACUGAAAGACAGGGACAAACAAUCUAUAGGAGGAGAAGUCUUUGGCAGCAGCAGGUCGGCUGAUGCUGUCACAGCUAAACACAACCUAAACUUUACCACAUUGUGGAAGAGGUUUAGGUUUAGGUUUAGUUUAGUUUAGUUUAGUUUAGGUUUGUUCUAGCAAGACCAAACCUGAACGUUUUGGACAACAUGCUAAAUGCUUCUCACAAGUAAAACUCUGACAAAUAUGGUGAAGAUUUAAAUGUAACCCCCUUUACUGUGAUACCACUAUAUAUAUAAUAUUGGAACAUGUUAGUGGCAGAUUCUAUAAAGUAUUGAUUUAAGAUGGUGAGGUAUUAGACUACACUAAAAUGGUACAGUUCAUGAUUAACUUGUAUUUUAGACCAUUGUAGCUCUCACUGUUAAAAGUGAUCAACACUUCACUGAUCUGUGGCUUUUUCUCUGGGAUUACCAGCUGAGACAGUGAGCUUCAGUCUUCAAACUGGUUGCUCAUCAGUUUAACUAAGAAAAUAUAAACUGUAAGAAAGCUAACUGCUUGAAUAACAAAACUGUCUGCAUGAUUGCAUCAGCCGCCAGGUUCUACAGAGAUGUUGACAGCAAAUUUGCAAUGCAAACAAGUGUUUUCCCCAGAGUGAUAUUGUAGCAGCUUACAGGAAGUUUCUGUUCCUCAUUUACUGUCUGUUAGUGGAAUAGGAUAAGAAAACCUGCAUAAAAGAAGAAAGUCAUGCCAUUAAUGGAGAAGUGAACUUGCACAUUAAAAGCUACAGUGACUGUUGGCCUUUUCUCAUGUAAACUAAAAGUGUUACAUGAGAAGGGAAGUGAGAAUUACCAAUCACAAUUUGAAUCUACAUUGUUUUAAACCAAUGUGUCUCUGUUAUAUUUCAGUGGCGCUCCUGCUAUGUCUUAACAUCAAUGCCGCCUGCAGGUGUUGCAGCCUGAGAAUGCCUUGUGUGAAAGAAAUGUGAGAAAGCUCAGUUUUCAGGCCUGCAGUAGUUCUGAAGUUCUGUUCGGUGACAGUACGCUUUAACAGUCACCCCAGUCACCCUCUUUACAGUCAGGACUUCCUGACAAUGUGAGACUGUGGUGUGAAACAGCGAGCACCAACGUAUGCGUGUCUGAUGUCCCUUACCCAGCCUUCGUUCUGAGGUGUUGGAACAAAAAUCUGUUUAGUUUUUUUUUUUUUUGAAAUGUUAGGUCAUGUACUUCUGUUUAUUCUCACCAUUGUUUAGAAAGGGAAAUUUGCUUUACCUGUAACUUUAUUUCAGCUCUGUCUGAACGGGAACUAUACUGUCAGUAAACUCUGUAAAUAUAUGUUAAGAUUAAUUUGUAUUUCAAAAUAAAUGUGCUCACUUUUAUAGCUCUAA